Molecule: messenger RNA, 1260 nt
Organism: Linum tenue
Lineage: Eukaryota; Viridiplantae; Streptophyta; Magnoliopsida; Malpighiales; Linaceae
Source: the annotation of a GenBank genome assembly
AAGACACAGCAGCAAAAGUGCGCAAAAAACCCACCUGACCGGAAAAAUGGCUGACUCAGACUGCUGCCCGGAGUGCAACCGCCCGACGGAGCUCGUCUUCGACCACUCCGCCGGCGACACCGUCUGCACCGAAUGUGGCCUCGUCCUGGAGGCUCACUCCAUCGACGAGAGGUCCGAGUGGCGGACUUUCUCCGACGACUACUCCGACAACGACCCCGUCCGCGUGGGCGGUCCGGCCAACCCUCUGCUCGCCGACGGCGGACUCUCCACCGUGAUUUCCAAGCCCAACGGCACCUCCGGCGAGUUCCUGAAUGGUUCCUUGGAACGGUGGCAGGGCCGUGGGUCCAAUCCUGAUCGGGCCCUGAUUCAGGCCUUCAAGACCAUUGCCGUAAUGGCUGAUAGGCUGGGGCUGGUUGCGACUAUUAAGGACAGAGCCAAUGAGAUUUACAAGAAGGUGGAAGAUCAGAACCAUCUGAGAGGGAGAAAUCAUGAUGCAAUUCUGGCAGCUUGCAUUUACAUUGCUUGUCGUCAAGAAGACAAGCCGCGGACUGUGAAGGAGAUUUGUUCAGUUUCCAAUAGAGCGACGAAGAAGGAGAUUGGUCGCGCGAAAGACUUCAUUGUCAAGCAACUGGAGCUAGAGAUGGGUCAAUCUGUGGAGAUGGGAACCAUUCAUGCAGGGGACUUUCUGAAACGGUUUUGUUCCAACCUUGGAAUGUCCAAUCAAGCUGUGAAAGCGGCUCAAGAAGCUGUGCUGAAAUCAGAAGAGCUUGAUAUAAGGCGAAGCCCUAUAUCGGUAGCAGCAGCAGUGAUUUUCAUGAUUACUCAGCUCUCAGAUGACAAGAAACCUCUCAAAGAUGUGUCGCUAGUUACAGGAGUGACAGAAGGGACACUCAAGUACUCCUACAAGGACAUAUAUCCUCAUGCUUCGAGGAUUAUACCGGGUUGGUACGCCAGAGAGGACGAGCUGAGGAGCCUCGUCAUGCCAUAAGAUAUAGCAGCAAAGGUUCUUGUUAGGUCUCAGAUGCUGUUUUCUUGUUCAUCACCAAUUUGGCAGCAUCAAAGAAAAGUUGUUACCUUUCACCAAUUUCAGUUAGCAUUUAGCUCAUCGUUAAAUCGAGUCAGAGUAGUAGCCUGCAAACUCUUUCAACUUAGAUGCCCUCUAGAAGCUGAAAUAUGCAUAGCAGAGGUGUUUAGUUAGAGUGCAGUUGUAGCUAUCAGCCAGGAAGUUAGGUUGAUGUGCUAUGGAAUUCUCUCUUUGGU